CGCGUCCCCUGCGAUGCGGUGCACGUCCUUGAACUUUGUGCCACACGAGAGUCAAGGUGAUUUAUUGGCCCUCACCUGUGGAUAGACAAUUCUACAUUGUCUCGUUCCUCUCCCCCCAACGCAAAAAAGCAUUCAUCAUACACAUGCCUGGCCGCUCGAGCAGAAAUACGCUCUCUCAGCAAUCCUUGAGCAGUGAUGAUGCAAACAUUGUAGCUGCCGUCGCACAGCAGAUGCACACAUCAUGGGAGAAGAAGAAGAAAGAGAAAGAAAACAAGUUUGCAAGGGAUGCGAAAUCGUCCCUGGACAGAUGCGUGUCGAACAGGGCGACCGAAUACGCCGAAGCUAUGGCAGAGUUCAAUGAAGUGUACGAAAAGUUCAUUAUGGACUAUGCGGCAGUGGAGGACGAGAUUCGCAAUCUGUGGGUCCAUUUACUGAGGGAACAGCAGAAGCUUCUUGUUCUAGCAGAGCAGAAACACAAACGCGUGGUAGAGAGCGAGAAAGUUCGAGAGCGUGGCCAAGUGCAAGGCAUGGCUAUGGCCAAGAAAGCCAUGGAAGACUACAUCCAGCUCGCCAAUUCUCUGCGAAAUGUCGAGUCCUGAACGACGGACGGCGAACAGUCCCUUCAUUCCACAUCCGCGUAGCUAUGCAGAGAAGUAUCGUUUGCACG
Molecule: messenger RNA, 667 nt
Organism: Laetiporus sulphureus 93-53
Lineage: Eukaryota; Fungi; Basidiomycota; Agaricomycetes; Polyporales; Laetiporaceae
Exons: 8
Coding region: 144-599 (151 amino acids)
Source: RefSeq, a predicted model, not a curated record